AUGAGUGGAGCCGAUUCUAUACCAAACAUUUCUUCUGCAAACAAUACACCUACGUUAUCACACCAACAAUAUAAGUUAUAUCAACAACAGCAACAUCAACAACAUCAACAACUUUAUCAACAACAUCAUCAUCACCAUUACCAACAACAAAUGACUGGUGGUGGACUCAAACGUGUACAUCACUCGGUCGAGGAAGACGACGAGAAUGGAGUGUUGAUCCUUUCAAAGAUUGCCACACCAACUACCUCUUCACCAACAACAAAUUCCUCUUCUAUUAACGACCUUCAUAAUAAUUACAAUAACAAUAACAACAACUAUAAUAGAGGUCAUUUAAAUACAAUCAAAAUUCCAACUUUGAAUAUUUUAAAUACUACUACAACAACAACAAAUACAAAUUCAGCACCAUCUUCAUCACCUACAACUCCUCAUAACUAUCAUCUUCACCAGAUUCAACAACAUAGUCUUCAACCUCAACAACAUCCAAUUAAAAAUAUUAUAUCCUAUAAGAAUUAUGAUCAUAAACAACUGUUAAAUAACAACAAUAAUAACUAUAGUUAUAAUCCAUUUAAUGAAUCACCAAGUUUAUUACUUCGUCCAAGUACAAAGAGUGAUGAUGAGAUUCCAAUUUUCAGUGGUCAUUCAAUUGGACUUUCUUCACCCAGUAAAUUACAACUUUCGCCAGCUGGCUCACCCAAACAAGAUUCACUGAGAACCACACCCUCUGGUUCCUCUGUGAAUAGCUCACCAUUCUUGUCGCCACGCGGCGACCUCAACGGAAUGGAUAGCUACGGCGACGACCCCAACUCAUUCCCAAGCUCGCCAGGCUCACCAAACUCUGAUUCCGAAGACCAAUCGAACUCGCCAACCUUUGGUCCACGCUCACUCGCCUGCACCAAACACAGCAAGUGGAAGAAGCGUUGUCCAGACACCUGUGUUGGCCGUGUAUCGCCAGUCGAGUUCCCAACCACCACUCGCAAACUCUGGUCUCAGGAGGAGUGCUGUCAACUCUUGGAGAUGGUUUUCCAGAAGGAUCCACAGUCGGUCACCUCCAAGGAGAGUGAACAGCGCUGGCGUGCUAUUGCCAACGCACUGGGGAGAACAGUCACCUCGACCCGUAAGAAAUACAUGCGUUUGAUGAACAAGUGGUCGCCACGUCCAAUGACAUCGUCGGUGCAUCCCAUCUCCAAAUUGAUCGAAUCCAACGAGAAGAAACGUAAGGGUGGAUUCGAACAGUCCUCAUCGUUCCCAUCGCCACUCAAAGAGCAAAAGAUCAUCCAUCCAACACCAGUAAUGAUUGGACAUCCAAACUCAUCUCCACCUCAUGAAAAUCAACAACAACAACAACAACAUCAACAACCAAUCCCAAUACAUUAUCAAUCAACACCAUAUAAUCAUCAACGUAAUAACAACAACAACAAUAAUAACAAUAACAAUAAUAAUCAAUAUUUAGCAUCGAUUGAUCUUAGCCAAUUAUCACAUCUUCAAUCAACCCCACAUCAACAUAUACAACAACAUCAACUACAAAAUCAACAUAUUCAUCAACAAAUUCACCAACAACAUCAACAACAACAACAUCAACAAAUUCAACAACAACAAUCAAAUAAUAAUAAUAAUAAAACCAGUCAAUAUUACUUUACACCACAACAACAACAUAAAAUGAACACAGUAUUCCAAAGUGACCCAGCCAAUAGUUCUUUCCGUGCGAUUGGACAAGAUGUAAAUUCAAACAACAAAACUACCACCACAACAACCACAAUCAAUCUCACACCAGUUUCACAAAUCCAACCCAAAUUUAAAAAGCCGAUAGGUCGUCCACCCGAAGCAUGUGAGCAACAUCGUAGUGAACACCAAAAAUGUCCAAAGGGAUGUCCUUUCCGUCCGAAUUUAGCAAUUCAGUCAAACCAUUAA
This is a messenger RNA of Heterostelium album PN500, 1908 nucleotides long. RefSeq names its product myb domain-containing protein. The record is from RefSeq and is a predicted model, not a curated record. The transcript has a single exon. Bases 1 to 1908 code for a protein of 635 amino acids. NCBI's taxonomy places the organism in Eukaryota, Evosea, Eumycetozoa, Acytosteliales, Acytosteliaceae.